CCAGACAGGUGGGCAGGCAGAGCAAGCUCUUGCACAGACUAUGUGGAGACUCAACUUUUAAGUCUGAGCGCGCGUCGUUUGCACACAGGGGCGAUCGAUGAUUCGCGUAAGGCGCACUUAGACACAAAAGAUGCGCUCGACGCGCUCACACCAGGCUUGGCCACCGAGCGCGGCACGCUCCAUCGUAUUUCCAAGAACAGUGUGAAAAAGCUCUAAAUCGUCAGGCGUCGGCGUACAACAUGGUUUCCGGGAUACAUUACUUAUCUCAUACACUGCAAUAAUGAUAAGAAUGGAAUUGCAUCAAAAAAGAACAGUGAUCCAGAUUUAAACCACACGGGAAAUACCCUGGGAGCAUCUCUUGACCUAAAUAUUUAUCAAAAUGGCGGAUUCAACAAGACACCUAUCAAUAUUGACAGUUGGGCUUUUGAUUCAAUUCUCCCAUCAGUACGGCUUUAAAAAUUGCAUUGGAGAUCAAUACUCAAAUAAUCUGACAUUCACUUGCAGUCAACGAGCCGAAAAGCUCAUAUCUUUAAUUGUGGGUGACCUGCCAGCAUCUGCCAUAAACAUCACCAUUGGAAAUAAUAGCGUCUCGCACAUACCCACAGAGAGCUUUAUACGUUUUUUCAAAUUGGAAAACCUUUGUAUAGACAGUAACAAUUUGAAGUUCAUUGACGGGCUUGCUUUCGGGGGGAUGCAUCAACUCAGGACUCUCAGCUUGUCCUUCAACCUCCUAUCAAAACUCAACUGCUCUGUUUUUCAGGACCUUCACAACCUCAAUUAUCUCUCGCUGGAACACAACCUCUUGGAAGACCUCCCCCAGAGCCUCUUCACUUCCACCCCUCAGUUGAACACCUUGAUCUUACGAAAUAACAGUCUGCAUAACUUCUCUGUCGUCGUGCGAUCCGUUUCUUCCCUAAGUCAACUGAAGACGCUAGAUCUUGGCUUUAACUUUUUGACAACCCUCUCUCAUUUAAACAGCUCAUUGCCUAAGAGCCUGACGGAAUUGUUUGUAUGUGGAAAUAAGUUGUUAUCAUUGGCUUGCCCUGAUUCAUUUCUAACGAACAUCAGACUAUUAGAUUUAUCAAAGAACGUGGAACUAUCAACUACUGCUUUCAAAGGAGUCGACCUAGCGCAGAUUCGCUAUUUACAGAUGGGUUCAACAAAAGUUAAAAUAUUUGAAUUUUUCAAAUUGACCAACGUUGAUGCUACUUAUGUUGACUUCUCUGACAUGGGCUUAACCAAUCCAAGUCAGAUCAAUAAGCUAUGCACGUUUUUCAGGAAAAGUAAUCACACGAUCCACAUGACUCUGAAAUCGAAUAGAUUUAAUAUGUUACCAAAUACUUCAUUAACCAACUGCCCUCAAAUCACAGGAACAUUCGACAUCUCCUCAAACAAUCUGAAACAGGUCAAAUGUCUCGAGUUUCUUGAAGGACAGAAACACAUAAAAAGGUUCGAAAUAGAGCACAACCACAUCAACCAACUGUUGUCCUGCAAGGGUACAAAAUAUAAGCUUCCCCUCACACAGUUGAGCUUUCGUUACAAUCGCAUCCUCUCAGUCGACUCUGACGCCUUUGCUCACACACCAAAUCUCACAAUUUUAAACCUCAACAUAAACAGCAUAGCUAUUCUUAAUUUCGGAGCACUCAGAGGGCUACCCAAGCUCCAGAUACUCCGUCUGGACAACAACCUCUUGACUGAGUUGUGGAGCAGCAUCUUCGAGGGCUUAAGUAGCCUUGAAACCUUGAAUCUUCGCAACAACCGCAUCGCUGUGAUUUUCUAUGGCAGAUUCCAAGAUCUUGGUCGGCUGACUAUCUUGGACCUGGGCGGGAAUAAAAUCUCCCAUAUUUAUGAAGGUGGCCUCAAGGGAUUGAAACGUCUAAGAAACCUCUACUUGGAUGGAAACAACCUUAAACAAAUAGAUAGCAUUGAGUUCGCUCCGUUCCAAAAUACCCUGGAAGUGUUGGAUCUACUUAAGAACCGGAUUCGUUUCACUCAUGAAAUUUUCGUUUCUCCUUUUGUGAAUCUCAGCAGUCUCAGGGAUCUUAAGCUGGAUGGACAACAGCCCUUCGGUAUAAGCCGGCUGCCUCAUGGCUUUUUCCGAGGUCUUCACUCCCUGAGAAAUCUGUACCUUACCAACAACCGCAUCGAUCACCUCGCUUCUGACACCUUUGACGAUCUGACAGGCCUGGCUUAUCUAACGCUAGAUAACUCGUGCAAUGGCUUGGUAAAUCUCGAGCCGGGGAGCUUCAAAAACCUGAGGAAUUUGAAGAGGCUGAGUCUGCAAAAUAUGGGCCUUCAGAAUUUGUCCAAAGAGGUUUUUCGAAAUCUUUCCAAACUAAAAGGCUUAUAUCUCACCCAUAACGUGAUGCAGCACAUUGAUGUGGAGGUUCUGGACAGCCUCGGAAGCCUCAGCUACCUUGACAUAAGAAAGAUUCCACUCAGCUGUUCAUGCCAAAACCUACAACUGCAAAACUGGACACUUAAUAACCAUAAAGUGCAAUUGAUAUAUUUGCAUAGCCUGCGAUGCAAAGAGAGCAUUGGUAAUUUUUUCUUCAAUUUUGACACAAACGUUUGUUUUGUAGACCUUGGACAGUAUAUGUUUUUCUUUACGGCUGCUGUUAUUUUUGUUUCCAUUGUAGUUCCUCUAUUACAUGUCAAGCUAUAUUGGAAAAUUAAAUAUGGCUAUUAUGUGUUCCUUGCCUGGUUCAGCGGACAGUGGCGCAAACUGAGGGAAGACGAGGAAAACUGUGAAUACGACGCAUUCAUCUCCUAUAAUUUCAACAACGAAGCCUGGGUUCUAGAGCAGCUGCUCCCAAACUUGGAGGGAAACGGCUCCUCGUUCAAACUUUGCCUUCAUCACCGGGACUUUGAACCGGGACGCAACAUAGUGGACAACAUCGUGUCCGCUGUGUAUGGCAGCCGCAAGACGCUUUGUGUUGUGAGCCGGAACUUUCUGCAGAGUGAGUGGUGUUCACUGGAGAUCCAGCUGGCCAGCUACCGGCUCUUUGACGAGCAUCGGGACGUUCUGCUGCUGGUGUUCCUGGAGCAUAUCCCAGAGAGGGAGCUUUCCUCCUACCACCGCAUGAGGAAGGUCAUGUUGAGGAAGACCUAUUUGCAGUGGCCCGGCUCAGAGUGCAUCGACCCGGCCAUGGCCCAACUGCUCUUCUGGAAACAGCUCCGGAGGGCUCUGAGGACAGGAAGUAGAAUGGAGGAUGAGGACGCAGCAGGGGAAAAGAACAGCUCUGGGACUGCAGAAGGAGACCAAACUGACUCUGCAGUAAAUCCUACCGCUGAGGAAAUCUAUCAAUGAAUAUAUGUUUAAUUAUCUGAGACAGUUUAAUCAUAUCGUUGAUGAUUGUUAUAUUUUUAUUUGCAUCUGUUGCCAAAGGUGUUUGUAGACGAUUGGAAUUUUAUUCUGGUUUCUAAAUGUGUAUUACCGACAGCUCAUGUUUUUUUUGUAUUUUCUUUAAAUAGGAUCACUGUGUUGUUUUUGUCAAGCCCCUAGGAGCAUUGCAUAGCCUACUUCCGCAAUCCACCAGUGCUAAGCGGCCAUGCCUGGUAUUGCACCCGUUUUAGCGGGCUGUGGACGGGUCCCUCAAUUCAUGGAGUCCCAGAAGUAGACAUCGUCGUUCACUCCAAUACAAGUGGGGAACAGGAAUGUGUCCCCGCAAAAAAUGUCUGGAUAUCAAUCAAAGGCUCAUAAUUAUAUUUAUAGCAUGUUCUAAACAAAUGUAAGUUUUCUCUUUUCAAAACGCCUCCUCAAGCGUUUUAUUAGCCGUUUUAUGUGUAUAUUUUUUGCUGGGGAUGGAGGGGUGGGCAGCUGAAAGGAGUCGUAGUGAAACAAACGGCUCAGUGCCAUGGACCUAUUAAAGAAGUGCACGGCUCCAUUUACUUUUCUUGUUCAAGGUUUUUCCUUUCAUGAAUGGCGUUGAACACGGAUAUACAAGACACAAAUAUCUUUGAAAAAGCAGGAACAGGCACGGACAUAUUGAUUACCUGAAUGAUUAUGGGAGACCUACGUAAUUCUCAUAAUAUGGUUAAUAGUCUAAUAUUAACAUUUCAGUUGCGUUGGUAUUUCAUUUUCAUUUGCUUCUAUGUAUGACAGUUAACAAUGUUGGUGUAUUACAAUUCAUAUAGCUAGCCUACUCCAACUUCGUUGCUGGUCGAUAUGUAACCAUUGACUUUUCUAUAAAUUAUUGAUUGCAUUUUUCAUAAGUUGGAAGGAAUCUGUUUCUUAAGCAAUAACAUUGAACUGUAUUUUUCUAGGCCUACAUACGUUUACUACGUUGUUUGUGUUAUGGAGCAAUCUUGCAUAUUUAUGAAGAUCAAUAAAGUUCUAUCUCUUUUUAUUUGAA
Molecule: messenger RNA, 4355 nt
Organism: Gadus macrocephalus (Pacific cod)
Lineage: Eukaryota; Metazoa; Chordata; Actinopteri; Gadiformes; Gadidae
Product: toll-like receptor 13
Exons: 2
Coding region: 380-3310 (976 amino acids)
Biological process (GO): inflammatory response; toll-like receptor signaling pathway; immune response
Cellular component (GO): membrane
Molecular function (GO): protein binding; transmembrane signaling receptor activity
Source: RefSeq, a predicted model, not a curated record